GUUUUGGUGCGCGCAGUACCCCCCAUCUAUUUUCAGCCCUAGGUACUUACGGCAUCGGUUCGUGCAAAAAUCGCGUAAAAACCCGUCAAUAGCGCUUAAACCCCCGGUGUUUGGUGGCCCCUUUGUGCAAAACCUAGUCUUUUGGGCGGCGUUCGCGAUGUUGGUGUGUUCGCACCGCGCAUGGAUCGGCUGAACGCGAGUAUUUUGUGUCAAAGCAACCAGCUGAUGGCGGGUGAAAAUACUGGACUCGCUUGGCAGUUGUUCGAUUUUCCGCGUCUUUCCGCCGAUUCCUGCUAACUGUUUGUGGUUGUGGUGCGCGAGGCGGCCCCAGAUCGGCGACUCGGCUUGCGUUCCCUCGACCGGGCUUUGGGCGUGCACCUUGUCAUUGGAGGAUGCGUUCGAAGGGGGCUGGUGCCGUUUGACGUAGACGUCCAGGUGAAAUGUCGCGCGCGUAAACCGAGCCAGAUCGAGUAGCCAGCAUGUCGACCACGGCGUUCGUCGAUCGGAUCGAUCCCUUCGCCAAGCGCUCGCUCAAGAAGAAGACGAAAAAGUCGCAAGGCAGCUCCAGGUACAGGAACUCGCAGGACGUGGAGCUGCAGCCGCUGCCGCUGCUCAAAGACGUCCCGGCAUCCGAACAGGAGGAGUUGUUUAUACGCAAACUUAGACAAUGUUGUGUGCCAUUCGAUUUUAUGGAUCCGGUGGCGGAUCUCAAAGGAAAAGAAGUGAAACGUUGUACUUUGAAUGAACUAGUGGAUUAUAUAACGGGCGGCAGGGGAGUUUUGACCGAACCCGUCUAUCCAGAAAUUAUUAAAAUGAUUUCGGCGAAUCUUUUUCGAACACUGCCUCCCAGCGAAAAUCCCGAUUUCGAUCCGGAAGAGGACGACCCCACGCUGGAAGCAAGUUGGCCGCAUCUCCAACUAGUUUACGAAUUCUUUUUGCGAUUUUUGGAAAGUUCGGAUUUUCAGCCGGCCAUAGGAAAACGUGUGAUUGAUCAGAAGUUUGUUCUACAAUUAUUAGAAUUAUUCGAUUCGGAAGAUCCGAGAGAAAGGGAUUUUCUAAAGACGGUGCUGCACCGCAUUUAUGGAAAGUUCCUCGGGCUAAGGGCCUUUAUUCGCAAACAAAUAAACAACAUAUUCCUUAGGUUCGUGUAUGAGACUGAACAUUUUAACGGCGUCGGUGAACUGUUGGAGAUUUUGGGUUCGAUCAUAAACGGCUUUGCGUUACCAUUGAAAGCCGAACACAAACAGUUCCUGGUGAAGGUGCUCAUUCCUUUGCAUAAGGUCAAGUGCCUGUCGUUGUAUCACGCGCAGCUCGCCUAUUGCGUGGUUCAAUUUUUGGAGAAGGAUCCGACGUUGACGGAACCAGUGGUUCGAGGUUUGCUCAAAUACUGGCCGAAAACGUGUAGUCAAAAAGAGGUGAUGUUUCUUGGUGAAAUCGAAGAAGUAUUGGAUGUUAUUGAACCGUCACAAUUUACACGAAUCCAGGAACCGUUGUUUAGACAAAUCGCCAAAUGCGUGUCUAGUCCACAUUUUCAAGUGGCCGAGCGUGCUUUGUAUUUCUGGAACAACGAGUACAUCAUGUCGCUGAUGGAAGAAAACAAUCACGUAAUAAUGCCGAUUAUGUUUCCCGCAUUGUAUCGAAUUUCGAAAGAGCAUUGGAACCAAACUAUAGUCGCACUUGUUUAUAAUGUGCUCAAGACUUUUAUGGAAAUGAAUUCGAAGUUGUUUGAUGAACUCACGGUUAGUUAUAAAGCGGAAAGGCAAAAAGAGAAAAAACGUGAGAAGGAACGAGACGAAUUAUGGAAAAAGUUAGCCGAACUCGAACUUAAUCAUAAUAAAAAUUUACCGGCACAAAAUAAUAGUCCUCCCAGCAAAAAGUGAUACAACAGCCUAAAAUUCCCCGCCCAUUCAUAGCAUGUGGCAUAUUUCAGUGUGAAAGGUGCCCCCGCACGUGGAGAGAGCCGUCGUCGUCGUCUCGUCAUGAGCCGGAGUGUACAUUAAAAUUAUCGUGAAUGUCUACUACUAACAGUCUAUCUAUGGUGUUUUGUAGCUGUGAACAGCAGAACUAUGUUAAUAAUGUGCUAUAGUAUAACUGGUCAACUGUAAAUAGCUAAGCAGAUGUGGUUACGGUUUGUGUUUGGACCGUGGUUGGUGACUUAGUGUAUUUGAUUUGAAUAAUAAAUCGUUGAAAAAAUUUCGUUGUGUUUUAAAACAAACAAGUGCCAAAGUUAUUUUUUGCAGCUUUCGAUGUCAGUUAACCGAAAUAACUUUGGGCUGGAGGACCUAAUCGACCAAAAAACAAACCAGUUAAAAUUGUGUCACGUCCAAACACAGUUUUAACCACAGUUAUUUUGUAUGUGCUAAUCGCACGAUCGUGUGCCAGGAAGGGGCGAAUGUAAUAUUUAUGUACAGAUGGCUGUAUAACUUGAACUAAUCGUAGGAUAAGUUAGUCACUCAUCUAGACUCGUUUUGUAUUAGUUUCACGGAUUGUUGUACAGUGCAAUUUUUGUUUUGUUUUACUUUCUUCUUUAUUUAUUGCGAAGCAAAGGUCACAAAUUAUACAGCCAGGACUUUUCUAUACAAUGGUGCCACUUCACUACCAAACUUUUUUAGACGCACUGUUAUGUUCACUUAGAGAAAGCUUUAUAUAAGGAAAUAUAGCAAGUUGUGUUUUAGAUAGAAAAUAAUUAAGUUGUGCAUGACGAGCUCGCUCAAUUUCUAGCUGCGACCUGGAAAUGUUAUGUUCGUAGAGUUAUGUUGUGAUAAAACAAUUCCAGAGAGGAUCGGUAGCUCUACGAACACCGAUGCAUAACCUUUGCUGCUGUAUGAAACAAACAUUAGGGCCACACUAUUACGCCCAUCCCUCAUUAGACUAAAGUAUGUAAUAUAUAACUAAAAUCACUAUAAAUCUUGUAGAUAUAUGAGAAAUAUAUUGUUAAAUUUCGAUUGUUUUUCUCAUAGGUUCUCGGACCGCUGUUCUGUUAUUUUUCUUAUUAAGAUUUUGUGAGUGUAAAAUGGAACAUUUAUAAACCUUUCAUAGUAAUUUCUAUUGAGCUACUUAUAAAAACCUCGUUAUUGAGGAUUAUAGUAACUGCAGUUUGUGAAUGUACGCACUGUUGUGCGUCAAUAAAUAUUGUCAUUUUGAA
This is a messenger RNA of Tribolium castaneum (red flour beetle), 3145 nucleotides long. It is a transcript of the gene wdb, whose product is annotated as widerborst. Gene Ontology annotation, molecular function: protein phosphatase activator activity. The transcript has 7 exons. Gene Ontology annotation, biological process: signal transduction; protein dephosphorylation. The coding region runs from base 480 to 1880 and encodes 466 amino acids. Gene Ontology annotation, cellular component: protein phosphatase type 2A complex; cytosol; nucleus. The record is from RefSeq and is a predicted model, not a curated record. Lineage: Eukaryota; Metazoa; Arthropoda; Insecta; Coleoptera; Tenebrionidae.